UAUUUCCUGUUCCGGUUUUCUAAACGCGUAAAGUGGUUUGAAAACAUAUAUAUAGCGUUUGCUUUCAAGAGAGCAAAGGUCGUUUUUUUCUCUUAGCUAAUAGCUUAGGUUUAGAUUUUGGUAAUGCAUAGACCGGAUUUCAGACAACCCAGUCCGGGCGGAAUGGGGUCCCGAGGAGGUGGUUUCAGAAGCCCGACAGGAUUCGACAACAGCGGGGUGGGAAUGCUUCCUUCGCCGCCGUGGGGAUUCCGUGGUGGUCCCCCUCCGUCUUAUGGACCACCUAGAUUUGGGCAGUUUGAUAAUGCCUCUCCAAAUACUCCUCCGAGAGACUUUGGUGGUAACGGUAAUAGGGGUUAUCACGGUGGAAGUGGGGGUAAAGGGAGAUUUAACAACAACGGCUCAUCUCCGGCGUAUACACCGCGUCGACAGAAUCCGAGUCCUCGUGGCGCUUCUUACAGAAAUUCUCCAUACCAUUCACAAAGUCCUGGACAACAUAUGGGUUAUCAGGGUUCCCCUCGGCAUUCCACUCCGUUUGGGUCGCGUGGUGGCAGGGGCGGCCAGGGGGCACAAGGUGGUGUGGAGAAGUUUUACAACCCGUCUAUGCUGCAGGACCCAUGGGCUAGCCUACAGCCAGUGGCGGUCACAGACACAAGCAGCUCCCAACAGCAAGCCACACAUACAGGCAGGCCAGGGAGGUAUUUCAACUAGGACCCCCCCCCUCAAAAACCAUGCGGAUGAGGCCUCAAUCCUUUCCUUUCAUAUUUACCCUAUUCUUUCUUCGUUUCGGACUAUUACCAAAACCAUUUGAUGUAUGGUAAAGUUGCCUAUAACACAGACAAUAUAGUACAGCAGUCUUUGAAGAUGUCAGAGGAUUCACCAGCAACUGUUAGUGGACAUGGACUGUCCACUAUCUGAAGGUCUUUUCCAGCACACCUUGACUCACACCGUUACUUUUUUAAACCCUGAGCGUGAGACUUCUCAAUUUUCAGGGCAAUGGCAGCAAACUAAAGCCAAACAGGGAAUGCAGUGUACUCAAAUUCUUUUAGUGGAUUUAUUUUAUCCAUCUGCAAGGUAGUUUAAUACGGACAUGGUCUGUCUUUUUAUGAUAUGUUAAUAUAUGAUAUGUUUCCCGUUUUUUAAACAUUGUGUCAGUAUAAAGUGUCGAAAAGAAAGGGGGGCUUUUUUUUUAUUUGAUUUAGUUUUACCCCUCAGAACUACAGCGGUGAAUCUCUGGGUCCGUAUUCACAAAGCAUAUCAGAGUAGGAGCGCUGAUCUAUAAUCCGUUUUGCCUUUUCAAUCAUUUAGUGAAUAAGAUUAUGUGGACAGAUCCUAGAUCAGAACUGCUACUCUGAUGCUUUGUGGAUACGGGCCCUGAUCUCCACAGGGUUAGCGUUGCGUUUUAAGAACUGAUGGAUUAGUUGGUCUAGCCUGUUGUAGACUGUGUAAACCUCAUUCUUGUUCUAGGCUUAUUUCUAAUGAAAUUACACGUUAAAUGUAUUUUUAUUGGUAUUUCAAAAUGGGCAAUAUAAACCAGUGACUUGUCACUGCCUCAGGUUUCUACAUCUGUAAAUAUGUAUUCUAAAGGAUAUGUUUUCUUAUUGGCAAGAAAUAGAAUUUGGAAGUUUGAUGUAAGUGUUUUUUGUAGUAAAUUCAAAAAUGGUACAGACGUUUGUGAUUUUAGUUUCACUUAAGACAAUUGCCAGCAGCAUACCACCCUGCAUACGACUGCUGGCGUGCCUCUGAAACUAAGCAGGGUCGGUCACUGGAUGGGAGACCAGGUGGUGUUGCAUGGCCAGUAGGGGGAAGUCUUCCCUCUGGUCUAAGGCGAUCUUACAGCCCCAGGGCAGUGAAGGGGACAUUGCCCUGUGUAGGGUGCAGUCUUUCGAAUGGGACGUUAAAUGGGUGGCCUGAAUCUGGUCAUUUAAAAAUGGCACUUUAUCUUAAGAGUAGGGGUGUUAACCCUGGUGUCCUGGCAAAAUUCCCAACCUAGCCCCAUUUCCAUCAUGCCCACCUAAUCAUCCCCCUCAUUCUUAAUUGGCAUAUGUCACUCCUCACCUCUCCACCUGAUGUGUGGUGAGCGUUCUGGCACAAAAAUGGUCGCCAUGCAUCGCUGAGAUGGGUGCUACACAUUGGUGGUGGAGUCAGUGAUUUAUUUCCCUCCUACUAUGUAAAGUGCUUUGAGUACCUCAGUUGGUAGAAAAGCGCUAUAUAAAUUGAAUCAAUUAUUAUUUAUGAUUGGCCAAGGAGAUUAUUAUUGAUUAUGUAAAUGCACGAGUGGCUUCCUUUAUAUAAUCUGUUAACUUUAAAUCUCAAGAUAUGAUUUUACAAAUUGACAUGGUGCUUGUCCCUUAUGCAACAGGCAAGCAUGUUGUACUAUGUGUACACAUUAUCACUCACAUGUGAACAUUUUUUAGUUUACUCUGGUUUGAAAUUUGUAUUAAACAUUGGUUUAACUUUUUAUAGCUGUUCAUCUAAGGUUGUCCAAGAACAAGCCGAAACAUUCACAUUAAGAUAUUUAUUUAAUUCAGUCAAUUUACACAAUUCCAUAUGUUACGAGUUGAAAGGACCUCUGCUACCAGCGGGCAGCACAGACUGAAUGAUAGCGUCAUUGCUCCUAGGUACCAAGCCUCACACAAACCCAACAAUAGCAUGGGAUCCCAUGGGGCGUGUUCAUUAGGGGCACAGAAUGGAAAAUGUUUUUCAAACGGGGAAACAAGUCUCUUGACAAGUUCACGCAGUUCCUAACAGUUUUCAUUCCAUUCCGUGCCUGAUGAACAAGACCCAGGUUACAAUAAUUGUCUUGGUAAAACAAAAAAUGUACUAUGCUAAAGCUUCUGUUACACUGGAGAGGAGAUACUAAAA
Molecule: messenger RNA, 2862 nt
Organism: Coregonus clupeaformis (lake whitefish)
Lineage: Eukaryota; Metazoa; Chordata; Actinopteri; Salmoniformes; Salmonidae
Product: M-phase specific PLK1 interacting protein
Exons: 2
Coding region: 124-708 (194 amino acids)
Cellular component (GO): centrosome; midbody; nucleus
Source: RefSeq, a predicted model, not a curated record